AUGUGGGAGACCCAGUGGCGUCCCACUAUCGCUGAAAGCACAGCGGGCUUCACCGUAGCACCCAGGACUUACCCGCUCGAGCACAGCAUCAUUGAGGACUGGGACAGCAUGGAAAAUCUGUGGAGUCACCUCUACUUCUGUGGCCUGAAGGUCCCCCCAGAAGAACAGCCCCUGCUCAUGGCUGACUCCCCUUCUUGCCCCUUCUUGCCCUUCUGCACGUGGCUAACACCAGGCCAGACCUGGAGGGAGGCCACCUACUGCCUUGGGGUGGCCAGUGGGACCCUCUCCCGCCACCUGCACAGCCUGCUCAUGGAGAGCCCCAAUGACCCCUUGGUGCUCAAUGCCUUGAAGAGGAAGACAGUGAUCCAGCUGAAGAAGCAAUGCUGCUAUGUCUCCAUAGACUACGAAGGUGACCUCCAGAACCAAGGCUACCAUCAUACAGCCAGAUUUCAGACCCCCAAUGGGCGCUGGAUAACCCUGGACAAGGAACGGUUCUGCUGCCCUGAGCCACUCUUCCAGCCGACACUACUCUACCAAAGCUCCCCAGGGCUCCACCACUUGGCCUUGCAGAGCCUCCAGAAGGUACCUGACCACGCCAGGAGGGACACAGUGGGCAACAUUGUGCUGUCAGGGGGCUCUUCAAUGUUUCCUGGCUUUCGGAUGUGCUUAGAGCUCAACGCUCUGUUCCAGAGCACGGGCAGCCAGAUCCAGGUCCUGGCGAGCCCGGAGAGAAGCACAGCAGCCUGGGCUGGGGGGUCGAUGGCAGCAUCACUCAUGUCCUUCCAGCACACGUGCACAAGAUAUUCCAGCCAUGCCGGCUGUCGGGGACAGCUGGGCUACAGGCGGCCCCAACGCUCCAAGCUGGAGGCCAUGCACAUCCAGGGCACUGCAGCAAAGCCAGGCUUUUAG
This is a messenger RNA of Pterocles gutturalis (yellow-throated sandgrouse), 909 nucleotides long. RefSeq names its product actin-like 10 (gene ACTL10). The record is from RefSeq and is a predicted model, not a curated record. NCBI's taxonomy places the organism in Eukaryota, Metazoa, Chordata, Aves, Pterocliformes, Pteroclidae.